Messenger RNA from Anthostomella pinea, 885 nucleotides. Lineage: Eukaryota; Fungi; Ascomycota; Sordariomycetes; Xylariales; Xylariaceae. The record is from the annotation of a GenBank genome assembly.
AUGGACGACCUCAAACGAGCCCUCGAGUUCCUCCUGACGCCCUCGGCGCCCAUCUUCAUCGCCGGCGCCAUCGUCGUGCUCGUCGUGCCCAUCCUCGUGCACCUAUUCAUAUCGCGCAGCACGCCGUACACGAAUCUUCCCUCAAUCCUGCUCGCGGGCCCCCCAGGCGGCGGCAAGACUUCCCUCCUAACGCUCUUCGAGCGUGGCGAUGCGGCCGCCGCAACCCACACCUCGCAGACGCCCCAAUCCGUCGAGCUGACCGCGUCGACCGACGGCGGCGCGCGCACGUACCGCGAGGCCGCGCGGGACGACGCUCCCGGCUCGCACAAGAAGUUCCUACUGGUCGACACCCCGGGCCACGGCAAGCUGCGCAACCACGCCAUGGGCAGCCUGGUCGGCGCCGACAAAAGCAAGGACCAGGGCCCGGGGCAGAAGACGCUGAAGGGGGUCGUGUUCGUGCUUGACGCGGCCACUCUUGUGGACUCGCUGGCGGAGACGGCGGCGUACCUGUACGACAUCCUGCUGGCGCUGCAGCGGCGCACGGGCGCGGGCAAGACGUCGCGGUCGCCAAACGCGGUCAGUGUGCUGAUGGCGGCGAACAAGCUCGACCUGUUCACGGCGCUGCCGGCGUCGCUGGUCAGGAGCAAGCUGGAGGCGGAGCUGGGGCGCAUACGGCAGUCGAAGAGCAAGGGGCUGUUGGAUUCGGGGGUCGGCAUCGACGAUAUUGGAUCGGAGGAGCAGGAUGCCUGGUUGGGCGAGUACGGCUCGGAGAAGUUCUCCUUCGGCCAGAUGAGAGAAUUUGAUAUCGAGAUCGAUGUUGUUGGGGGCAGUGUGCUUAAGGGCGAGGCUGACAAGUGGUGGGAUUGGAUCGUGGACCGGAUCUAG